Molecule: messenger RNA, 858 nt
Organism: Morchella importuna
Lineage: Eukaryota; Fungi; Ascomycota; Pezizomycetes; Pezizales; Morchellaceae
Exons: 3
Coding region: 1-858 (285 amino acids)
Biological process (GO): mitochondrial respiratory chain complex III assembly
Cellular component (GO): mitochondrion
Source: RefSeq, a predicted model, not a curated record
AUGGCUUCCCAGAACUGUCUGAGAAUGCUCGCCCGGUCGGCGCCCCGAGCACUCACCAAGCACACCGUCCCCCUCACCCUCCGCACCCCUCUCCCGCUCACGCUUACCCUCCGCCACGCCACCACCGCCGCCGAUGCCGCCCCCGCCAUCCCCUCCAAACAACUCAACACCGCCGAAGACCCACAAGCCGCCAAUCCCCCCCCACCCGACACACCUGGCGUCGUCAAACGCCUGACCGAGUCCGUCCGCUCACUCAUGCCCAGCACCACCGAGACCUACGUCGCCUACGGCGUCACGCAAGAGCUCUACAACGAGUGCGUCGCACAAGCCGCCUACAUCGAGGGCGCCGAGCUCUCCCAAUCCGCGCAAUUCUGGUACGGGACGUGCAAGCGCAAGCCCACCUUCGUCGCCUGGGCGCAGGUCACGGUGCUGCACAUGUGGAUGCUCGUCGUGCGGUUCCGCGCCUUCGAGCCAGAGAACGUGCAGACGUGGCAGCAGCACUUUGUGGACCACUUCUUUUACGACAGCGAGGGCAAGAUGAUACAGGACUACAAGCUGACGUCCGGCGGGCAGAGGAAGAAGUACCUCAAGGACCUGUAUGCGCAGUACCGUGGUAUGAUUGCGGGGAAUGUGUUUGAUGCGGAUCCGGACGUGGAUGUGGAGUUGCUGGCGAUGAUCACGAGUUAUGUGAGGAGGUGUGUGGCGGGGUUGGAUAAGGUCGAUGAUGAGGUGGUGCAUGCGGGGAAGAUCAAGUUUGGGUCGCCGAUGGAGGAGGAGCCGCUGGUGAAGAUGAGGAGUAAGUAUUUGGAGGAUGUGAUGAAGGAAAAGGGGCAUACUUUGAAGAAUUCGAGUGUUUAG